Molecule: messenger RNA, 651 nt
Organism: Heterobasidion irregulare TC 32-1
Lineage: Eukaryota; Fungi; Basidiomycota; Agaricomycetes; Russulales; Bondarzewiaceae
Exons: 2
Coding region: 1-651 (216 amino acids)
Source: RefSeq, a predicted model, not a curated record
AUGGCGUUGCUGGCCCCGAACGGCCGCGAGGCGCACAUCCUCCGCGUGCCCGUUGGCAAAGGGCAUGAGGCUGGCCGCGCGGACGAGCAGACAGGGAAGCGCCGGCUGGCUCCCGAUAUCCACAACUCGCAGCAGAACGGCCGCUCGCGCUGGAUCCAACGCACGCGCCGCCCCGCACGCGCCCCGGUCCGCGCACGGAGCACACGGCCCGCGCUCGCCUGUCGUCUGCGCGGCGUGCCCUCGCGUGCCCGCAUCUCGCAGCCUGCCCUGCCCUGCCCCGCACACGCGCCCCCGCACGGCGAUCUUCGCGGUUCUUACCCCGCAACCACCCCGCACCGCGGACGCGACGGGGUCCCUGCAGCACUCUGCACUCCGCACGCGUGCGUGCGCGCGGGCGGCGUCUGGUGGACAUAUGCGGAGGCCCACGAUCCGAUCCCGCAAGCGAGCGCGCGCGCGCGUCGUCAAUGCGCCGAUAAGUCGCGCGCGCUCGACCUCGCCGGGGGCAAGGCAUCGCGCCCCGUCGCGCCCCGUCGCGCCCCAGACGAGACCCAAGCCCCACAUCGCGCCGUCGAUCCGCGCCGUCGAACGCGGCGGGGCGCGGCGCGGCGCCCCAGGGGGCCACGCAGCGCCACGGAUCGCCACAGCAGUUGA